GUAACAUUAAAUAAUGGUUGUUUUAAACGUGAAUGAUCAUAUAUGGCUUACAAAUUCAGAAGAUGUUGAUUUAUCAGUUCCAAUUGGUGGUAUUGUUCGAAGGAUAGAACAGAAUCAUUAUAUUGUUGAAGAUGAUGACGGUCGAAUUCUCAAAGUUUCGACAGACAACAAUAUGAGACUGAUGCAUCCAUCCUCUAUCAAAGGUGUCGACGAUAUGAUUGACUUGGGUGAACUUAAUGAGGGUGGAAUUCUUCGGAAUCUUUGUAUGCGUUAUAGUCAAAAUCAAAUUUAUACCUACACAGGAUCAAUAUUAGUGGCACUAAAUCCCUAUCAGAUUCUGCCUAUUUAUAAUGCUGAUUAUAUCAAAAUGUAUCGAAAACGAAAAUUUGGUGAACUACCACCUCAUCUAUUUGCUAUAGGUGACAAUGCAUACAGCAAUAUGAGAAGAUAUGCUAUGGAUCAAUGUAUAGUAAUCAGUGGUGAAAGUGGAGCUGGUAAAACGGAAAGUACAAAAUUACUUUCACAGUUUUUAGCUGCUGUCAGUGGUCAACAUUCUUGGACAGAACAACAGAUACUCGACUCAAACCCUAUAAUGGAAGCUUUUGGAAAUGCUAAAACUGUUCGGAAUGAUAAUUCAUCUCGAUUCGGAAAAUAUAUUGAAAUUCAUUUUAGUCGUGAACGUGGCAAUAUAGUCAGUGCAAAAAUUGAUCAAUACUUAUUAGAGAAAUCACGGAUUGUUACACAAACAAAAAAUGAACGUAAUUAUCAUGCAUUUUAUUAUAUGUUAGCUGGAAUGUCAUCUGAGAUGAAAAAUCUAUUAGGAUUAACUAAAGCAGAAGAUUACGAUUAUCUUAUACAGGGUGGAAUAACUGAAAUGGACGGUAGACAUGAUUCAGCUGGUUAUACAAGCGUCAAUUCUGCCCUGAAAGUUUUGACAUUCACUAGUGAAGAUAUCGACAAUAUCUGGAAAAUAUUAGCAGCUCUUUUACAUUUGGGAAAUGUUUACUUUGUUGACAGUCAAGUGAAUGGAGUUGAUGCCUGUGAAGUUUCUUCAAAAAGUCACUCAGAAUUGGAAUGGGUUUCACGUUUGCUUCAGGUGUCUCCUGCAAGUUUGGCAACCGCCAUAACAGUGAGAAUGCUGCACACUGGUGGCGAAUGUGUAACUGCACCAUUAUCCAGAAGUACUGCAGUCUGUGUUCGUGAUGCUCUCGUAAAAACAGUAUACAAUGAACUGUUUACCUGGAUAGUCAAUAAAAUCAAUACAGUUGUGUAUAAUCCUCCACCAAGAAAAAUAUUCAGUUCUAACUCACAUGUAAACAAUAUUCUGAAUCUAAAUUCUGGUGAUACACCUGUUAAAAAUGCUCAAAGCCAAAUAACACAUUCAGCAACAGAAACAGAUCUAAAUAACGUUGGCAAUUCAAUUAGUUGCGAACACCGAAUAAGUAUAGUUGGACCUGGUCGUAAUACAAUUGGAAUUUUAGAUAUAUUUGGAUUUGAAAAUUUUGUAAAUAAUAGUUUUGAACAAUUUUGUAUUAAUUAUGCCAAUGAAAAUUUUCAACAAUUUUUUGUUCGACAUAUAUUUAAACUUGAACAAGAAGAAUACUUAUCUGAAUGUAUUAAUUGGAAUCAUAUAGAUUAUGUAGAUAAUCAAGAUGUAUUAAAUUUAAUUGCUAUACAACCAAUGAAUAUAUUAGCAUUAUUAGAUGAAGAGAGUAGAUUUCCACAAGGUACAGAUAAUAGCUUUUUACAUAAAAUCAAUUCAAGACAUUCAUCCAAUCCAUAUUAUGUACGAACAGCAUCGGAAACAGAUAAGCGUUUUGGUAUUCAACACUUUACGGGUGUUGUUUAUUAUUACGUCGACGGAUUUCUUGACAAAAACCGGGACACUGUCAGUUCAAAUUUAGUUAAUUUAAUACUACAAUCUGAAAAUGAAUUUCUUCGUUCGUUAUUUACCAAUUCAUACUUAUUGACGGAUAAAUCGUCUCAGAGCAUCAGAACCCGUAAACGUUUAUCAACUCUUAGCAUUCAGUUUAAAAAAUCAUUAGAUAAUCUAAUGCGUACACUAAACAAUUGUCAGCCAUUUUUUGUACGUUGUAUCAAACCGAAUGAUGUUAAACAACCAAAUUUAUUUGACAGAGAACUUUGUCUUAAACAGUUACGUUAUUCUGGCAUGAUGGAAACAAUACGUAUACGUCGUGCUGGUUAUCCUAUUCGACACAAAUUUGUUGAAUUCAUUGAUCGAUAUCAUCCAAUUAUUAUAAAUUGUAUGAAAAAUAAUAUAGAAGGCAAAGAAAUGAGUAGAAUAGUUCAAGAAGUAUGCGCCAGUGUUUUAGUAAAUAAAGAUUAUUGUUUAGGUCGGUCAAAAAUAUACCUGAAGUAUGUACACGAUACACAACUAGAAUAUGAACGUGAUCGUAUUCUGAAUCAGUCUGCUACAAAACUUCAAGCUAAUUGGCGCACAUUUAUUGCACAUCGUAAAUAUACUAUGGCAAAAAUGGCAAUUAUUCAUCUUCAGGCUAUUGUGCGAGGUUGGAUAGCGAGAAAAUCAUAUAAAAAAGUUCGAUGCGCAGUUAUUAAAAUUCAGACAGCAUAUUAUCAUUAUUAUAAAUGUAAAAGAAAAAUAUCUGAAAGUGUCAUAAUACAACUACAAGCUUUAUCGAGAGGUUAUUUAGUUCGAUGUAAAGUGGACUGUCUUCAUAAUGCAGCUAUGCGCAUUCAGAAAGCUUACAAGACUUAUUUAUUAAAAAGAAAGAUUGAAGAAAUGAAAUACUUGAAACAGAAUACCGCAAAUGAAUUCCCCAACUGCAAGCAAUAUGAACCAAUAAGUGAUAUCAAUCAAACAGAUGAAUUACUUAAUACUAUACUACAGGAUUCAACUGAUAUUACACAAGAUGAUUUAAUGAUAAUCGAUGAAAAAAUUCAUUGUAAAACACCUGAUCAAUUAAUCACCACCAUAAAUCACUCUGAUAUAGUAUUAAAUGAAAAUAUAACUAAAUGUAUUGAUAUACCGGGUGUAUACGGCGAAUCAAAGUCAAUUAAAUUAGACAAGUUGAAUUAUCCUUCUAAUGACUAUGCAAUUUCACAUGUUGAAGUAUCUAGUGAUGAUAGUGAAAAAGGCGAUUCAAAGUUUAUCCGAUUCGCUACAACUUAUUUUCAAGCAGGUGCUACACCAUACUUUACAAAUGAGUUAUUAACAAAACCAUUAUUAUUUCACAAUGAUGAAGAAGACAAUGAGGAAAAAUGCAUAACAAAUAAACGGACUCUCAUGAAUACAAAGUGUAAAAAUUUGAAAUGUACACCAGCACUUCAAACAAAUUCAAUUCAUUUACGAAUGUUGGACAAUACACUGAAUCCUGAUCAAAAUGAGAAAACAGGGAAUGAAAUGAGCUCAUUGAAAUGCACUCAUAGUGCAGAAAAUAUGCUUUCUUAUACAAAAGAAAAUUUAUCUUUUGAAAAGAGUUAUCACAGAAUACAUUUUAUCUUUUUACAAGGAAUUAUGCGAUCAUCAUUACAAGAUGAAAUCUAUUGUCAAAUAUGUAAAUUAAUUAACGGGAAUCCUAAUAUGCAAAGUCAAGCACACGGCUGGUUCCUGCUUGCAUUAUGCACUGGAUGUUUUCCACCAUCAGAAAAAUUAAGAAAUUCAAUUUUUCAGUUUAUUAACUCCGAUUCAAAUCAUUUUGUUAAAUUAUGUAAGGACAGACUUCAAAGAACACUACGGAAUGGAAUUCGAAAUGAACCUCCAAGUUUAACAGAGUUAUGUAUAAUAAAGAAUAAUACAGAUUUUAAAUUAGAUGUUACCACUAUGGAUGGGUGUAUCCAUCGAGUAUUGGUUGAUUCAGCAACUAAAGUUUCAGAAGUCUGCCAUCUGAUCUCAAAUAAAAUAAAUCUUAAAGACUCAUUUGGAUUUUCACUUUUUAUUCAGUUGUUCGAUGAGUUAUCAGCACUUGGUGAUGGUGAAGAAUAUAUAAUGGAUACAAUUAGUCGAUAUGAGUAUAAUGCUAUGCAGCAAGGAACACUUGAUUUACAUGUAAAAUGGACAUUAUAUUUUCGUAAAGAAAUUUUCUAUCCAUGGCAUGAUUCAUCCAUUGAUAUGAUUUCUACUAGAUUAAUUUAUCAACAAGUUAUUCACGGUGUACAAUAUGGUGUAUAUCAGUGUAAUGAUGAUAAUUUACGUGCUAAGCUGUUGGCAUGUGAGUGGAUAAUUAGUGAACUGACUAAUAAUAUGCGCAAUGAAGACAAUUUAUUCGUUCUACAAAGGGAAAACUUAACAAAUUGGUUAGAAAAACGUCAGUUACCACAAAUAUCUAAGUGGAGUACAUUAAUAAAUCAAGUAAUACAAAAAGACGAAUUUCCAAAAUCUCCAACGAAUCCUGAUACUAUCAGACAAGAAGUUGUCAAUUUAGCUAAAGCUAAUUGGCCUUUGUUAUUUUCAAAAUUUUAUGAAGCCCAUGAAUUUAAAGGUCCAGAUUUAUCUGCAGAAUAUGUUGUAAUAGCAAUAAAUGAAAAUGGCUUGUAUAUAAUCCAUGAAGAAGAUCAAAUAUUACGAAUAUUUUUAUAUCCUGAAAUUUAUAACAUUUUAAAUACUAGCUUGAAGUCAUCAAAUAUAAGUGUGUUAACAUUGACUACGGUGAAAAGAGUUGAAUACACAUUUUUAUCUAAAUAUUCUGGUAAUAUACAAAAUAUAACGAUGAAAUUCAUUAGUGGUUUGAAACAACGUUCAGUGUAUGCUAUUGCUAUUAAACAUUCACAAGAACAAUGCGAAUCUAAUAAACUGUUAUCAAUGCAACCUGGUGAUUUAAUUAUAAUUGAUAAAUAUAAUAAAGAAAAUGAAAAAGAAGAUACUAUUAUGAAUACAGACAUUCCAUUACAUUGUGAACGUAAAACUGAUUCACCAUUUCUUCGUGAAAAAUUCAUACAAAUUGGUGACAAAAAUGGUUGGUGUUAUGGAAAGAAUAAAACAAAUGGAAAGGAAGGUUUAUUUCUUGCAAAACAAGUUUACAUAUUGCCAUGUUUAUCUUAUCCAACAAAUGAAAUAAUCACAUUAUUUAAUUUAAACAAUGAUAACUCUAAUAACCACGCAUUGAAUUCUGUGCCAUCACAAAAUAUGCACAUUAAACCUAUGAUGACUUCCACUGAAUCACAUUUUAGUCUGCCGUCAUCAUUUCGAAAUUUCAGAGAAUCGCAUAUGUCUCGUCUACUGGAUGGCACCACCCUCAGUAGGACACCUCUACAUACACUUGAAGAAUAUGCAUCACGUCAUUUUCAGAAAAUUCCAUCUACCACCCCCAUUUGGAAGUAUACAAAUGAACCAAUUAGUAUGCCAUUAUUACAAGAGUUUAGUCAAAGUGAUUCGGAAGUGUGUCAAAUGGCAGUGAAAUCAUUUGACGCAAUUAUGCAAUACAUGGAUAGUGGUCUGCCAAAUGUUGAAAAAUCGCUUCAGUUAACUGAUUUUAUUUUUCAAUCAUUUCUUCACUCACCAAUUUUGCGCGAUGAAAUUUACUGUCAAUUAGUGAAACAAAUGACAUAUAAUAACAAUGAUAUGAGUGUUAGACGAGGUUGGCAACUUUUAUGGUUAGCAACAGGACUUGCAACGCCUAGCAGUGAAUUAAUGAAAGAAUUGGAAGCAUUUUUACGUUCUAGUCGAAAUAAGUUUGGAAAACGAUGUCUUCAGCGUUUAAAAAGGACACUGAGUCAAGGGCAACGGCACUAUCCACCGUAUGAAAGUGAAGUUUUCGCCAUCCAGUCUAACACAGAAGAAAUGCCACAGGAAAUAUGUUUUCCUGAUGGGUCACAUUUAACAAGGUGUGUGGAUUCAAGUACUAAAGUAAAAGAUUUGCUGAAAAAAAUCAUUAAAACUUUGGAAAUAGAAACACCAGCUGCCUAUUCAAUUAUAGUAUCUAUUAAGGAUCAACUACACACAAUGCCAAAUAAUCUUUUCUUUUUCGAUUUUAUUCGCGUUCUUACAGAUUCUAUAAAAGAACAAAAUGUUCCCACAGAAGCAGUUCAUCAUAAAUCUGUGUAUAAGUUAUCUUUUAUUAAGAACUUAUGGAUAGACACUGUCCCAGGUGAAGAUUUAAAAAUAGAUGAGAUGUUUCAUUAUCCUCAGGAAUUACCAAAGUAUAUUUGUGGUUAUUACAAUACGUCGGUUGAAAAAUCUGUGGAAUACGGAGCACUAAUCGCUAUUGCCAAUGGACAUAAAUUACUUGACAUGCUAUCACUGGACUGUAUAAUACCACAAACAGUUAGACAACAACUUUCAGAUGGUGAAUGGAGAGCGAGGAUAAAUAAUGCGAUGGAAAGAUUCAUUGAACUAAACAAGGUCAAUGCUCGUACAAAAUUUCUUCAAUCUUUGAAAGAGUAUAUAACUUUUGGUUCUUCAUUCAUGAAAGUCAAGCAAACAACAAUGCAAAAAUUUCCUGAGAAUAUUAUUUUGGCUAUAAAUCAAAGAGGUCUUUUAAUUAUGAAUGCAACAACUAAGGAAUCACUAGAACAUUAUCCACUGAAUGAAAUUGCUACCUGGUCAUUUAGUGAUGAGUCUAUUAGUUUAUACAUAGGAAAUCCUGAUGAUUUUAGCGAAUUGAAGUGUGAAACUAUUGUGGGAUAUAAAAUUGAUGAACUACUAGGUAAAUAUAAAAACCAAUUAUUUUCAGCUUCUAAGGAUAAACAGUGUUAAAUGUGUAUAUAUAUGAGUUAAUUCAUAAUUUUAUUACUUUUAAUUAAUGAU
Messenger RNA from Trichobilharzia regenti, 6724 nucleotides. NCBI's taxonomy places the organism in Eukaryota, Metazoa, Platyhelminthes, Trematoda, Strigeidida, Schistosomatidae. The record is from the annotation of a GenBank genome assembly.